This is a messenger RNA of Myripristis murdjan (pinecone soldierfish), 1120 nucleotides long. It is a transcript of the gene xtbd1, whose product is annotated as CDKN2A interacting protein N-terminal like. The record is from RefSeq and is a predicted model, not a curated record. NCBI's taxonomy places the organism in Eukaryota, Metazoa, Chordata, Actinopteri, Holocentriformes, Holocentridae. The transcript has 3 exons. Bases 30 to 356 code for a protein of 108 amino acids.
UUGUUUUCUUUUACUUGUAGAAGGGAAAGAUGGCCGCCCUGGACGUGCAGGAGUUCAUUCAGCAAAACAGAGCCCUGGCCGAGCAGGUGGAGACGUUUCGCGGCAUCUCGGAGAGCGACAAACACUGGCAGGCCCGGAGAGAGUUCAUCCUGCGGAACAUCAGCGACUACGAAGAGCCGCAGCUCGACCAGCUGCUGGCUCUGUCCAUGGUCUGGGCCAACAACGUCUUCCUCGGCUGUCGAUACAGCACCGAGCUGCUGGAGAAAGUGAAGGAAAUGGCUGAAGGCAUCGUGGUGGAAGACGCACCGGUGUUCAUGACAAGAGAUGAGAUAGUGAAGAAGCAGCAGGGUCGAUGACCGGCUCAGGCCAGAUGGACUGCCUGUCUGUCUUCUCCUCUGGUUGGAUCGGAUCAAUUAUUGAAGAUUGAUUGGAGACUGAGGACUCCUGGGACUUUUUCAGCUGUUAUGUACAGGCUAUGCUUGUGAUGCAUCAGGCCAGAUUACUGUGGUUAUAUAACUGUGCUUUUUUUUUUUAACAAGUGAUGAGAUGAAAACGUAUUUUUACAUAUUUUUAUGUCAUUUUAUUGCGUGUUGAGACGGUGGGAAGACAGGAGAGAAAUAUACCAGAGGAUCCAGUCCCAGGACAAUAGGGGCUUCAGCGAUAUCUCUCUGGAUAUUUAUGAUUUUUUAAAAAAACCUUUUGGUGUAUAGUUUUAUACAACAUACUUUUGUACAGUAAAAAUAAUUGGCUGUGUUUUUGGUACAGUUUUGAAAGCAUUAAAAAAAGAAAAUGAGCCCAGAUUUUGUCCUGAUGGGGAAGCCCUGCCCCCUGUCUACUGGAGGCUAACUGCUAUAAAAAUUCUUUUUUUGUCUUUUUUUUUUUUUUUUUACAUUUAUGUCACCUUUGAGUAGCCUAAGAAAAAAAAAUUCAAUGUAUAAUUUGGUUCUCUUGUCAGUGCCACAUGAGCGUCAAAUAACUAGCAGCUGUGUUUUAAAAUGCAGUGGGUUCAAAAUUGAAUUUAGAUAUUGCUGUAAGCUGAAUUUGAGAGAUGUAUGUCACUGAAGAAAUUUCCAGCUAUCUGGUACUGGUUUUGAUAUAAACUUCUGUAUCAUUGAUUGAG